Sitophilus oryzae (rice weevil) is the source of this 2932-nucleotide messenger RNA. RefSeq names its product oxysterol-binding protein-related protein 2. The coding region runs from base 187 to 1548 and encodes 453 amino acids. Gene Ontology annotation, cellular component: intracellular membrane-bounded organelle; cytosol; membrane. The record is from RefSeq and is a predicted model, not a curated record. Gene Ontology annotation, molecular function: sterol binding. NCBI's taxonomy places the organism in Eukaryota, Metazoa, Arthropoda, Insecta, Coleoptera, Curculionidae. The transcript is spliced from 9 exons.
AAAUCGAACUGCUUUUUGCUAACCCUAUCGCUUCUGUUUUUUUCAACAUGAAUAUCGCCCUGUUUUGCCUUCAAAACAAAUGGCCACGUUGACUAACAACAGUAAGCUUCGAUUUAGUAUCAUCCUGUAGAUUGAAUUUUCAUAUAAUGGCCUAACUCUAAGUGGGUUGUCGUACAAUAGUACAGAAUGGAAGAAGAGAAGAAGAAACAUCGACUUGUGUUGCCAGUGCCUAUGUAUCAGAGUGAUUACAACAUCUGGGCAGUUCUAAAAAAUUGUAUUGGCAAAGAACUAAGCAAAAUAACCAUGCCUGUGGUGUUUAAUGAGCCUCUAAGCUUCCUACAGAGGAUGGCAGAAUACAUGGAGUACGCACAAUUGUUGAACAUCGCAUCUCAGCAGGAAGAUCCCAUUAGCAGACUUCAAUACGUUAUAGGAUUUGCUGUAAGUGCAUUAGCAUGUAACUGGGAACGUCUUGGCAAACCUUUCAAUCCAUUACUUGGUGAAACAUACGAAUUGGAAAGAGAACACUUCAAAAUAAUCUGUGAACAAGUCAGUCAUCACCCUCCAGUCUCAGCAUUUCAUGCUGAAAGUGCCGAUUGGGUUUUUCAUGGAUCCAUUCAUCCGAAACUGAAAUUUUGGGGUAAAAGUGUCGAAAUACAACCUAAAGGCACCGUCACUGUGGAAUUUCCUAAGCGAAAUGAAGCAUAUACAUGGACCAACGUCACUUGCUGUGUACAUAACAUAAUAAUGGGGAAGAUGUGGAUGGAGCAAUGUGGAACAAUGGAAAUUAUAAAUCAUUCUCUAGGAUAUCGAGCCCAUUUAACGUUUAAACAGGCAGGUGGUAGCUCUAGGGACCUCCACAGGGUCGAGGGAUACAUCACAGAUAAAUCAAAACAAAAGCUCUAUUAUGUAUACGGAAAAUGGACUGAGUUCAUUAAAUGCACGGAUUAUCAGUCGUAUCAAGAGUAUGUCCGAGAAAAUGCUGCAAAAUUCAAAAACAGCGAUACGAAGAGUAAGAGUCCGAACGACUCGCCAUCUCACACGUCCAAGAAAAUGCUCCAAAAGUUCAACAGCUUGAAAGUGUCCACGUUUAGAUCGCAGAAUUCUACCCAAGAGACUGACGAAGACGAACUGGAAGAUGUACCAAAAGGAGAUUCAAAUUUCCUCAUUGAUAUUCCAAAUUCUAUAAAGAUCUGGAAGGUGAAUCCAAGACCACUCCAAAGCGGUGAUUACUACCAAUUCACAGAAUUUGCCAUGUCCUUAAACGAGCUUGAACAAGGAAUGAAUCAAACAUUGUGCCCUACGGAUUCUAGGUUGAGGCCUGACAUCAGAAAACUGGAACAAGGAGACAUUGACGGUGCUGCUCUAGAAAAAACUCGUUUGGAAGAGAAGCAAAGAGAUGCAAACAAGAGCAGGAAGCACAAGAACACUAUUCAAUGGACACCAAGAUGGUUUCGCCACGAGAUCAACCCAUAUACUAACCAAGAAGAUUGGAUAUACAAUGGCAACUACUGGCAGCGGCAAUUUGCAGAUGUACCAGAUAUUUUCUAAGACCCUACAAAAGAAAAAGAAAGUAUAUUUAGAAUAGUCCAAAUUAGAGAAAUAUAUAGACUUGUUAAACCCCUUUGUGAUGUGUCCCCUAAAGUACCCCAAUAGAAUAAUAUAUUUCUAUAGCAAAAAAUAGUAACAUGACACAACUGGAAUACACCUUGUGAUAACCCCCCAGAACUGAUUCUUUUUCUUGCCAGGCAUUUUUUUUCUGGAUCUUUGUAGAUAAAUCACAGCCUCAAAAUUUCGAAUAAAACUGAAAUCUCCAUAAUCUACUCGUGGUCAAUUAAAUUUAAGGAUUGUUGAAAUAUUAUAUUGUAGUUGAAAAAUAAUUAUGUCCAUAUGACUUAGAGGAAUAUCUGUAUGUAGAAGUUGCGCUGAAGGUAUAUGCGGGUGCCAAAAACUUGGAACAAAUUCGUAAACAAGGCUUUUAGUGCUUCCAUUUUAAAAUACACAUAAUUUGAAUUAAUUACUUAUAUUAUUUGGAGCAAAACACAACACUAAAUUUUAAAAAUAAAGUUAAAAAAAGUAUAAAAAAUUAAAACACAUGGGAAAGUAUAAUAGAAAUUCAUCAAAUAAAGCAAACUGUAACUAUAUUUAUUUAUUAAUAUUUUUGAUCCCUUACAUUUUGAAUUAAUAGAUUAAUUAAAAUAUACAUAACGUAAAAUAUGUAUAACUCAAUCUAAUAUAAAAACAAAUCUAGGAAGCUUGAAUCCCCUAUGAAUUAUAUAUUAUAGUUAUACUAUACUACAAAAAAGGCAAUAAAUAAUGUAAUUUAUAUAAAUAUAAAUCUUCAGUAUUACUAGAGAAACUUAUGCUAUUUGGCCAUUGUUAAUUUUACCCAUUAAUUAGAGUAAGCAACAGCUGAAGUAGAAUAGAGUCACUGCUGUGUUAGAGCUAUGUAUGUUAAAAGUCUGUAAAAAAUAGUGUUACUAGUUGGUUCCCUAUUUUUUAUUUUGUACCCAAAACAUAUUAUUUACCAUAUUCUUUUAAGAAAUUGCUAUCAGUCUGUUGACAGUUUAUCUAAACAAGUUAGGAAGGUACAGCUUAGUUCAACACCUUUAUUAUGAAAAAUUUAUUAAAAAAAUGUAUAUUCGUAUACAAAUAUAUUUUUGUAUUUUAUUUUUGUUUAAAGCUUAAUUGUGCAAUAAGAAUACAUUGCAAUAGAAAGUAGUGUAACUCACUAGAUAUUAUUGGUUUAUAACUUGACAUAUAUUAAGUUUUUAAUAUUUCUUUUCUCUAUCAUAUUUUUGGUAAUUUAGGUAUAAAUUUAUUAUAAAACCGUAGGUAAAAUUAUAUGAAAGAAACAAAGUUUUAAUUUUAACUGAUAAUUUCAAUGUUAAGGUUGUUUUAGUGAAAUUAAUGAAUUAAAUUGAAUAUGAACAAA